Batrachochytrium dendrobatidis JAM81 is the source of this 1629-nucleotide messenger RNA. RefSeq lists its product as uncharacterized. The coding region runs from base 1 to 1629 and encodes 542 amino acids. The transcript is spliced from 13 exons. The record is from RefSeq and is a predicted model, not a curated record. Lineage: Eukaryota; Fungi; Chytridiomycota; Chytridiomycetes; Rhizophydiales.
AUGUGGAUAUCGAAUCAAUGUAAAAUAACAGGAGUUCAUGCUUGGAAGGACAAUCUUUAUGCUAUUUCAAACUCGGACAAAACCUACUGGAUUGUAGAUCUCGCUCCACAAACCACUAUAUAUGAAGAUCACAUCUCUGCAUCACAAACUAAUUUACCAAUUCAGUCAUUCAAAACAGCACAACCAAAAUCCAAUCAAUGUUCACAAAAUACUCACAAGCGACUUCGAUUGACACAGGAUUCUAUUGCAUCGCCAACAUAUCCCAUCGUUAACAGGCUAGAAACAAAUUUCAAAUACCAGCUAAAACUCCAGAAAGGAUGGGCGAUAUUCUCGACUUAUAACAGCGAAAUGCAGCCAAUGCUCCCAAAUAAUGCAAAACUAGAUCCCUUAUUAUUGGCAGCUCUCUUUGGAUCUGACAAUUUAGGAAUAUUAAUUGCAGAUAUAUCUGGUCGAAUCUACUCGGUAGGUCUUGGUGAAACAGCUCGUGUUUCAGCAAAAGGGCUAGUAUACGAUCUACAGAGUCCAAUUGUUGGUAUGCUUGCAAUUGCAUUUUCACAAGAUCAAUCGGAAGAGUUUACACCAAAGCAUUUGACUCGCGCCAACACGGUGAUCAUUGUUGGACGGAAUUCUAUUGCUAUCAUUGAUCUAGAUCUGGUAACAUUAUCUCGACGUGUUCGACAGAUAUUCGCAACUUCUGUUACUAUUCAUUCUGCUGUCGGGAUGCACGAGGGCCUGGUAGUUUCUGUAGAUGAUGGAUCCCUAGCAUGCAUCACUUGGAAAACGUUGUAUUUAAAAUGUCAUAAGCAGCAAUUUGAUUUAGACAAAUCCGAUAUAGGAAACGGAUGGUUUAAGCUCACUUUGGAUCAAAACCGUAACCAGAUUAUUGCUUUAAAUAGCGAUGGCCGAUGCGCAGAAAUUGCUUGGAAUUGCUUGCAGACAUCUUUGUAUGAAAGUUUUGAAAGUCAUAUUGAGAGACUGUUGAGAGAUUUUGAACCUUUAAGCGCAACCCAAAAUCAAUUGACUAUUCAAUCACAAGACCUGACAAGAAAACUCAAGGGAUUGGACAAACCGCGCACAAUUUUUGAGCAUUUUCGCAAGAUUACUUUGGAUCGCACAAAAGAAUCAGAUCCACCCAUUUUCAAGUGCUUGGUAGUUCCAGUCAUAUCUGCUGGUCGUGCAUGCGUGCAAGUUGAAAUCCGAGUCGUCAAGUCAAUACAUUUAAAUCAUGGCUGGAAUGUCAAUAUCGUGUUUUGUGUUGAAUCCGAGAUUGCUUCCAAGUAUAAUAUAGUAUUGCCCAUGUCAUCUGUUUUGAUCCCAGUUGGCAUGUUUCUUUUAGAGAACCCGUGGACAAUGGUUGCCGAGCUCCCUGCAACUGUAUUCCCUUUGGCAGUAUCAGUCAAUAUAUCGUAUACUGACCCCAACGUGGACAUAGGAGAGGAACCAUUAUACGCAUCAUUAUGUCUUGAUGAAACGCAAUUGGAUAUUUUUUCGUUUGCAAUACAUGCAGAUCAUCCUCCAACUGGAUUUAUUUCGUUCCAUUCUGGUGAUGCCAUUUCCUCAAACGCAUCAUGCUACAACUCUUUAUCUAAGCGCGUUGAACAGGCUGAUAUGCAACCGUAUAGAUUGUGA